Phalaenopsis equestris is the source of this 1476-nucleotide messenger RNA. Its product is annotated as beta-glucosidase 22-like. The record is from RefSeq and is a predicted model, not a curated record. Bases 45 to 1292 code for a protein of 415 amino acids. The transcript has 10 exons. Gene Ontology annotation, biological process: carbohydrate metabolic process. Gene Ontology annotation, molecular function: beta-glucosidase activity. NCBI's taxonomy places the organism in Eukaryota, Viridiplantae, Streptophyta, Magnoliopsida, Asparagales, Orchidaceae.
CUAACUUUUUUUUUUUUGCAUAAUUACAGGAGGAUGUGAAACUGAUGAGUGAUAUGGGGCUUGAGGCCUACAAAUUCUCAAUUUCUUGGUCUCGGCUUAUCCCUGAUGGAAGAGGAGCUAUCAAUCCAAAGGCUCUCAAGUACUAUAACAAUCUAAUAAACGAGAUAGUAAGACAAGGGAUCGAGCUUCAUGUCACUCUCUAUCAUGGAGAUCUUCCACAAUCACUUCAAGAUGAGUAUGGAGGAUGGCUGAAUAACAAGAUCUUGGAUGACUUCAAAGAGUAUGCCAAUGUUUGCUUCAGUGAGUUCGGUGACAGAGUUUCUCGCUGGACCACAUUUGCUGAGCCUAACAUAAUAACCAUGGCCGGCUAUGACAGAGGAAUAUUUGCUCCUGGAAGGUGUUCUUAUCCUUUCGGACUGAAUUGCAAGGCUGGAAAUUCUACAACCGAGCCAUAUAUUGUUGUUCAUAAUAGCUUGCUCGCACAUUCUCAAGUUGUGAAGCUAUACAAAGACACUUAUCAGGCUAUUCAGAAAGGUUGGAUAGGAAUGAAUGUUUACACCAUUUGGUACUAUCCACUCACAAACUCCUCAGCAGACAUUGAAGCUGCACAAAGAGUAAGGGACUUUAUGAUUGGAUGGAUAAUUGAGCCCUUGGUGUUUGGAGACUACCCUAUGAUUAUGAAGAAAAAUGCUGGAUCCAGGCUUCCUUCUUUCACCCAAAAAGAGUCUGAACAAGUUAAGGGCUCGUUUGACUUCAUUAGCCUGAAUCAUUACACAUCUUCGUAUGUUGCUGACAACUCUGAAAUUUCCUAUACUGACCUGCGAGAUUAUAAUAAGGACAUGUUUGCCAAAACUAGAGGUUUUUUGAAUGAAACAUCAAGUCAGGGUCCUCCAACUUGUAUGCUCAAUGAUCCCUUAGGUUUUCAAAAUAUGUUGGAAUACGUCAAAGAGAGAUUUGCUAAUCCUUUAGUUUACAUUGAAGAAAAUGGCUAUGGAUUGGGAGCCAACAGAACGGUCAAUGACACAGACAGGAUUGAGUACUUGAGAGAUUAUAUUGGAAGGAUUCUUGAUGCAAUAAGGAAUGGAUCAAAUGUGAAAGGGUAUUAUUUAUGGUCAUUUGUUGAUCUAUUUGAGUUUUUGGCCGGCUAUAAAUCAAGCUAUGGGCUCUAUUAUGUGGAUUUUGAUGAUGUGGAGCGCAAGAGGGUGCCAAAGCUCUCAGCACUUUGGUAUUCCAACUUUCUUAAGAAUAUUAAGGGAGGUGUGGUGGGAGGAAAAUCCCUUGCUUCACAGUGAUGGUGAAUUGUACUUGGAAGAUAUUGCUGAUUUAGACUUAUUAUUAUUAGUUUAUGGGUCUUUGUCUUUUAUGUGAAAAAUAACUUGGCAUAAAAUGAUGAUUUUCUUCACAUGACAGGCCCCUUGGUUGUAGGCUGAUUUCUCAAUCUGCCAUUUAUAUGCUAAUAGAUAAUGUUUUUCAAAA